This is a messenger RNA of Papaver somniferum (opium poppy), 432 nucleotides long. RefSeq names its product low temperature-induced protein lt101.2. The record is from RefSeq and is a predicted model, not a curated record. The transcript has 2 exons. Lineage: Eukaryota; Viridiplantae; Streptophyta; Magnoliopsida; Ranunculales; Papaveraceae. The coding region runs from base 121 to 285 and encodes 54 amino acids. Gene Ontology annotation, cellular component: membrane.
CCCGUUGCAAGCUUAAUUUGAUCAUUUCAGAUCUUUCCCCAUUCUCUAAACCUCCCAUUCCUUAAUCAACUUCUUCUCUCUUUUCUUCAUCUACAUAGAUCUCAUAAUUUGAUUGAAGAUAUGGGUUCAGAAACAUUUGUAGAGAUAAUAUUAGCAAUACUUUUACCACCAAUUGGUGUCUUCCUCCGUUAUGGCUGUGGAGUGGAAUUCUGGAUUUGUUUGUUGUUGACGAUAUUGGGAUACAUUCCUGGAAUUAUAUAUGCAAUCUAUGUAUUGGUAGGGUAGUGUUCUCUCUUUGGAAGGGAGGGACUGAAAUGAUCAUAGAUGUUGUUCUUAAUGUUGUUGUUGUUGUAGUGCUACUUUUUGUAUUAGAUCUAUAAAUAUGAAUGUAUCUAUCUUUGAUCAUUAUUAAGGUUUAAUAAUUUUGUGAGA